This is a messenger RNA of Zymoseptoria tritici IPO323, 1469 nucleotides long. RefSeq lists its product as uncharacterized. The record is from RefSeq and is a predicted model, not a curated record. Gene Ontology annotation, molecular function: pyridoxal phosphate binding; L-2-aminoadipate:2-oxoglutarate transaminase activity. Lineage: Eukaryota; Fungi; Ascomycota; Dothideomycetes; Mycosphaerellales; Mycosphaerellaceae. Gene Ontology annotation, biological process: biosynthetic process. The transcript has 2 exons. Bases 72 to 1469 code for a protein of 465 amino acids.
CCCUUCCACUCCGCCUCAUCAGGAAUCUCCUCUGGCCGGACAACGACCCCCGCCAAGCCGCCACCUACAACAUGACAUCCUCAGAAAAAGAACAAAUCAACCUCCUCCGAGGCUGGCCCAGCCGCGCCUUGCUUCCUCUCCCUCUCAUCCGCGCCGCAGCCGCCACCGUACUCUCCGACCCCACAAUCGCCUACAACGGUCUGCUCUACGGUCCUGAUGAAGGCUACCUCCCCUGUCGCGAAGCCGUAGCCGCAUGGCUGACGACCUUCUACCGGCCCACGCACCGCAUCCCCGCUGACCGAAUUUGCAUCUCGGGUGGCGCAUCGCAGAAUUUGGGCAAUAUUCUCAAUGUCUUCACCGAUCCCGAGUAUACGCGACAUGUCUGGUUCGUCACGCCGGCGUAUAUGCUCGCGUUUCGAAUCUUCGAGGACGCGGGGUUUGCCGGGAAGAUGAGAGCUGUGCCGGAGGAUGAGGAAGGGGUUGAUGUGGAAUAUUUGAGAAGGGAGGUGAGGAGGAGUGAGGAGGUGGCACGGCGGGAAGGGAAUGUGAAGCCCAGGUUUAAGCCGGAGAGGAAGAGGGCAAAGGUGUUUAAGCAUGUGCUGUAUUGCGUGCCGUCGUUUAGUAAUCCUUCGUCGAGGACGAUGAGUCUGACGAGGAGAACGGAGCUGGUGAGGUUGGCGAGGGAGUUUGAUAUGUUGGUUAUGUGUGAUGAUGUCUAUGACAUGCUGCAGUGGCCGGUCGAUGGUGAGGAUCUGGCUGCGAUGGAGACUGCACAUCUGCCUCGUUUGGUUGACAUUGAUCGCGAGAUUGAUGAUGGCGCGGAGAGGGAAGAUGCAGAUGGCUUUGGUAAUGUCGUCUCCAAUGCUACCUUCAGCAAGAUCGCAGGGCCAGGUAUGCGAGUAGGCUGGGCUGAGGGUACUGCAAAGUUCGCGUAUGGUUUGGGCCAAGCCGGCGUCCAACGUUCCGGCGGCGCACCCUGCCAACUCACAUCCAUCUACUUGACUCACCUCCUCACCACUGGCCAACUGCAAAACCACAUCCACACCGUCCUCCGACCUGCCUACGCAUCCCGCUACAAAGCAAUGCUCACCGCCAUUGAAACUCAUCUCCUUCCACUCGGCUUCACUCUUCCUCAACCAGAUCGAGACGUGGCGGGUGGUUACUUCCUCUGGCUGGGCUUGCCGGGCGAUAUGCAAGCCACCGAUCUGACGACCCGGUGUCAAAAAGAGGAGAAUGUGAUCGUCGCGCCGGGUGGACUGUUUCAGACUCCGGGUGAUGAUGCGGUACUUUGUGCUCAGAAUGUGAGGCUCUGUUUCGCGUGGGAGGAUGAAGAAAACUUGAUCGAGGGCGUGAGACGAAUUGGCGAGGUGGCGAGAAGAUUGUCGAAAGGAGAACAGCGGGCGAGUGAGGAGUAUGUGCUUAUCGAUGGAAGCGGCGGGGAUGAGCCUGAGAUGCAAUCAUAUAUGUGA